This is a messenger RNA of Vitis riparia (riverbank grape), 1458 nucleotides long. RefSeq names its product glyoxylate/succinic semialdehyde reductase 1. The transcript has 8 exons. Gene Ontology annotation, cellular component: cytosol. Gene Ontology annotation, molecular function: 3-hydroxybutyrate dehydrogenase activity; NAD binding; NADP binding. NCBI's taxonomy places the organism in Eukaryota, Viridiplantae, Streptophyta, Magnoliopsida, Vitales, Vitaceae. The record is from RefSeq and is a predicted model, not a curated record. Bases 181 to 1056 code for a protein of 291 amino acids.
UUUUAAUUAUUUUAUUUAUUUAUUUAUUGAGGACGAUGAUGGAAGACAGGAAGACCAUGGCCAUAUAUCAAUAGGGUAUAUACAGAUAUCAGUAGAGCAAAGAAUAGAAAAGGGUUGAGAAGAUCAUUACAGUCACUUGUCGUUUGCAGUUUGAAGAUUGGAGAAUAGAGAGAGAUAAAAAUGGAGGUGGGGUUCUUGGGUCUGGGAAUAAUGGGAAAGGCCAUGUCCAUCAAUCUCAUCCGGAGUGGCUUCAAGCUCACUGUUUGGAACAGAACCCUCUCCAAGUGUGAUGAACUUGUGGAGCUUGGCGCUUCAAUUGGAGAAACUCCUGCAGCAGUAGUUAAGAAGUGCAAGUAUACCAUUGCAAUGUUGUCUGAUCCUUCUGUUGCUCUUUCGGUGGUUUUUGACAAAGAUGGUGUUCUUGAACAAAUUUGCCACGGAAAAGGUUACAUUGACAUGUCAACUGUUGAUGCCGACACUUCUUCAAAAAUUAGUGAGGCAAUUACAUCAAAGGGUGGUUCUUUCCUUGAAGCUCCAGUUUCUGGAAGUAAGAAACCUGCAGAAGAUGGUCAACUGGUAAUUCUUGCUGCUGGGGAGAAGGCAUUGUACGAUGAAGCGAUUCCUGCUUUUGAUAUCAUGGGGAAGAAGUCUUUUUUCUUGGGGCAGGUUGGAAAUGGAGCUAAAAUGAAACUUGUGGUCAACAUGAUAAUGGGCAGUAUGAUGAAUGCAUUUUCUGAAGGGCUUGUAUUGGCUGACAGAAGUGGACUGAACCCUCAUACUCUUCUUGAUGUAUUGGACCUGGGUGGAAUUGCUAAUCCAAUGUUUAGGUUGAAAGGACCCACAAUGAUACAAAACAAUUACUCCCCUGCAUUUCCUCUGAAGCAUCAGCAGAAGGAUAUGAGGUUGGCUCUUGCUCUUGGGGAUGAAAAUGCGGUAUCCAUGCCAGUAGCAGCUGCUGCCAAUGAGGCUUUCAAGAAAGCUAGGAGCCUGGGAUUGGGGGACCUUGACUUUUCUGCUGUGUAUGAGACCGUGAAGACCCUUGAACAUUCAUCCUGAUACAGUACAUAUGCUCAAGGCCUUGAACCGCAACAGGGCACAAUCAUCCUUGGUGAUUUGGGAAGUGAAGGAUUUGUGGUCUAGUUAAUGACUAAAAUUAUGCAUAUGAAUUCUCUGUUUGUAAAAACUAGUUCAUUGUGAGGAACAAGAAGUUCUGGUGUUGCCAGAUUGUUUGUAUACUCGGUCCAUCACCAAGGAAGGAGCUCUUUUGAAAGUGACAACAGUGAAAAUAUCAUACCAGGCUUUGUCGUUUUUUGUUGCACAUUUCUGUAAGGGAACCAUCCAACAUAGCCCAUUAUCCUGAGCGACACAUUAUUAGUGGAACUGAGUUUAUCGAUUGGCCUAAAUAUGUCUGACCAAGAUUCUUCUUAAGUUUUGAAUGAAAAAUCUGGCUUGUAUGAA